Molecule: messenger RNA, 2963 nt
Organism: Portunus trituberculatus (swimming crab)
Lineage: Eukaryota; Metazoa; Arthropoda; Malacostraca; Decapoda; Portunidae
Product: sortilin-related receptor-like
Exons: 15
Coding region: 38-2035 (665 amino acids)
Cellular component (GO): plasma membrane
Molecular function (GO): protein binding
Source: RefSeq, a predicted model, not a curated record
CAGGCCUGAAUGAGAUGACGCCUCGGCCGCUCAGUGCAUGAAGGGCGGUGGUGGAGCAAACAGACAUACCCUCCUCGUAGCAAGAAAGAGUUCAUUUGCGUCUCCGCCGGCAAAGCUCCUCCUGUCACAGAUGGGAGGCAAUGAGGAGUCCGCGGUGUUGUUGAUGCUGGUGGCGGCGCUGGUGGCGGUGUUGCCCCUGCACUGUCGCGGCCAGAACGCUCCCUCCGCCGAUGCCUGGAAGGGGCUGGACGCGACCAUCGAGGAGAACAAGGCCGUCACCUCCCGCAUUGUACAAGCAAUGAGGAACCUUGCUCACUUGCACCAGACUGUCGGAUGCAUCCCAGAGGUCCAGGAGCCUCAGAAGGUUGUGCUGAAGAAGACUGACCUGUACGCACAGGAGAUGGCUGUCCUCAUCACCACACUGUACAGAGAGUUGCGCUGGUUCAAGGAUGCGACACAAGGCACCUGUCCCACUCAAUGCCAAAAGAGUGAAUGGCGGUGCAAGAGUGGGCAGUGCAUCCCCCUGUACUACCGAUGUGACGGGCUAGCAAACUGUAGCGACGGCUCUGACGAAACACCUCUCUGCAUGAGUGGCUGUGGUCCUGACAAGUUUAGGUGCGCAGCGGACAACACCUGCCUGCCGCUCUGGAGGCGGUGUGACGGCGUGUUCCACUGUACCAACGGCGCAGACGAACAAUGCCAGGACUCAUGUUCGCCCAAUGAAUUCCUAUGUCAACAUGACCGCCGCUGCCUGCCCGCCUCCUGGACCUGUGAUGGUGACCCAGACUGUUCAGACGGCGCCGAUGAGAGAUUCUGCUUUGACAUCGAGGAAGACGAAACCACCACCACUACCACCACCAGCACCACCACCACCACCACCCCUACCACUCCCUUCGCUCAGGAACAUGUGUGCCGGCCAGGGGAGUUCCGCUGCGCUACUGGAGACAUGUGUGUGUCCCUGGACUUGCUAUGUAAUGGUAUGGGCAACUGUUUCGAUGCCAGUGACGAGGACGAGACACUGUGCCCGCAGACCACCACGCCUCAGAGCACGUGCCCACUUAACACGUUCCGCUGCGUCUCGUCGUCAAGAUGCAUUGUCUCGUGGUGGCGGUGUGACGGAUACCCCGAGUGUGAGGACGCCAGCGACGAGCAAGACUGCAUCUACGGGCUGCAGUGUGGGAGGGACAAGAUCUUCUGCCUGAGUGACAGAACCUGCCUGGAGGCAAGCCAGCGCUGUGACGGUGUGAUGGACUGCUCCGACAAUACUGAUGAGAUGGACUGUCCCACCACAACCCCGGACAUCACAACCCCGCCCACCAUAACACCGCUCACCACAACGCCGUCCACCACAACGCCGUCCACCACACCGACAUCAACCACAGAAACAUCAACCACACCUUCCUCAACAUUCCUGAGCUGCCAGCCAGACGAGUUCCAGUGUUCUAGUGAGGAGAUGUGCAUCCCCCAAGACAUGUUGUGUGACGGUAUAGCAGACUGCUUCGACUCCAGUGACGAGGAAGACUGCACCACUACCGCCACCACCACCACCACGCCCCAGGGCACCAGAGUCACAGGGGAUCUACGUCUGGGCCAGGGCUCCACCACCACCGCCCUCGUCCGCAUCACCAUCGACGACAACACCACUAGUGCCACCCCCACCACCACCGAACCCAUGAUUACCACCACUACCACCACCACCACCACUGUCGUGACCCCCUCCGCCGCUACCGCCCCAGCAGUAGCGACGGAGCAGCCUCAGGUGACCGCGUCGUGCCCGUCUAGGUACCUUCCCUGCACCAGUGAGAGCUGCGUGCACGAGCGGCUGGCGUGUCUCAACACCGCCAGGAUUGUGUGUGUUAAUAUGAGCCGGGAAGUGAUGGACAUGUGCCAGGAGUGUCGCAGGGCAGGGAUCAGUGAGCGGACUUGCUUGCAGAAUUCCCAGACGGCUGUUUCCCAGACAGCUGUUCAGCGAUGCAUGAGACAAGGGUGGAGCUAUAAUAGGUGCCUCAAGUCUGGCCAGUAUAACGGAAGAUAGGCGAGCGGUGGGUGUGUGUAGGCUGGGAAGGCGGUAGUAUGUGUGCUGUGUGGUCUGCAGCCUUCCUGUACACAUAGCUCACUCUCACCUUGUCGCCGCGGUGAAGUAAAUGAAAAGUGACCUGUCAAUGCUGGAGAAAACGCCUCAUAUGUUGGUGUGUGUUGGAAUUGCAUCAAUGACUGACUGUGAGGAGGACAUCUACAUGAAACAACAAUGACAUUGCUGCAGAUGGAAGUGUGUGAGAAGUGUCAUCGUCUCUCACUUUCAUCUCUAUACUAUAUUCUGUGUCACCUUAAACGCAAGAGUUAACCAGUAAUCACUUUCUUUCAUCUAUUUUGCCGGUAAACUCUGUGACUCCCUAACUGAUUAUUUAGUGACUCCUACCUAUGACUUAAAUAGUUUCAAAAGAGAGGUUUCAAGAUACAUGCUUAUAAUAAUUUGACAUAUCUUUUCGCCUUUAACCCCUUCAGUAUGGAGCACAUUUCUACCUUGAGAUUUGUGUACGAUUAGAACAUGGAGGUCAAAAGAUUAAUAGCCACAGUCAUCGCUAUCUUAAUCCCCGACAUAAGUUUCUGGAGCUGUAUAAAACCACCAAAUAGAAACAGGAAUGAAUAUGGAAGCGCGUCAUGGCACUGAAGGGUUUUAGAGAGGCGCUAUUCAAAAUAUUACAAUUUUUUUUAUGUACAUUUCAGUUAAAGGAUUUAUUCAUGUGUUUCUUUUCUAUAACGUGAAGUUUAGGUGGGUUAUUUUUUUCACGUGGCAUGCAUACAAUUAACUUGACGUAUUCUGAACUAUGCUUGAUUGUUUUAUAUACUACAGUACUGUUUAUAUGGUGUUGUUUAUCUAUUUAAUCAUAUUUCUGUGUAUGAUGCAUCUUGUAUUGUGUAUCAUCUCAUGAAUUAAUUAAUUGAUAAAGGUAAAGCAAACG